This is a messenger RNA of Stylophora pistillata, 1243 nucleotides long. Its product is annotated as protein CFAP276. NCBI's taxonomy places the organism in Eukaryota, Metazoa, Cnidaria, Anthozoa, Scleractinia, Pocilloporidae. The record is from RefSeq and is a predicted model, not a curated record.
GCGCCGGAAUGGAAGAACACAUCAGACAAUCAGCUUGAAAAAGCAAGCUCAACCUCAGUCGCUUAAAUUUCCGAUCUGCUUGGGAAGGCAACAUGCCUCGCAAUCCUUACCCUUUCCCAAGACUUCAGAAUGAUAGUGAUUUUUAUGGACAGCAAGGAAAACAGGUAAAAGAGAAGGGAACGUUGAUGCAGGGAGGUCAGGAAGGAACGCCGUGGGACAGACUUAACAAAACAGCAACGCUGGCGAGUUCCAGGAGAGAAGUCUUUCAUCACGAUCCACAGGCACCAAAUGACAGCUUGGAUUUUGUUAUUAAAUCAACAUACGACCAUCACCAAGAAUUCCUUCAUUCCAAGGCUGAGACUUUAGUUCAACCAGAGACAGCAAAUUUACCACAUGGACGUGUCUUAAAGAACAGACCUCCUCCAGAAGCACCAGAAAUUGAUCUCUACAAGCUUCCACUGAUGAAAAGCACUAGUGUACAGCGGCAGAGCAUACACAGUAUAAAUGGUGCUAUUGAAAGUCACCACAGUGCAGCAACAAAUGGAGGGUACUCAAGAAAACACGAUGGAGGAUUUUAUACUUGUUAAUAUUCUUUUCUCGCUUUAACUGAUUGAUGUGAUCUGCAAAGCUACAUCAAGACAAACUCAUAUGUACAGACAUUGUGUGUAACUGCAAGUUGUAAUCUUUUACUAAGUUACUGGUAAAUGUAAAUUUGCUGUCUUUUCUCUAUGUAUCUCCUGGUUUAUUUUAUAUCAUUACAUUUUGUGGCCUCUAUAAGAUGAUGAUUUUUCACUGGAUGUGUAACAACUAUUUCAUAAACAAAGAUACAACAAUAAUGACAUAUGACCUCUUUUAGUUUAAAUCUACUCACGAGUAGGAUGCAAAAUUAUUAUUAUGUUAAUCCUUUCUUGUCUUUCUAAUAAAUUUGUGUGAUCCUACAGAAAAAUAUUUCAAUAAUGUCACCUUUUAAUUUGUAGAAUUGAACUAAAAAUUGUAACUUUCAAAUAUUAAUUGCUGAUUUUUUAAGGUACCGAAGGCUAAAAAAAAUAUUUUGAGCUAAAAAUUUGCACCAAUAAUAAUUUUAUUUUAAUAAAGAUAAUUAUGAUAAUCCUGAAUUCAACACCAGUCUUCAUUUUUUUUCUCUGUUAAGUGAGAGUCAGCCUCUAAUGCAACUUAAUAAUGAGGUAAUAAAUAGACUUCAUGGGGUACACUUGAUCAAGGUCAAUUUUUAAAUUCUGACACA